GACCGAGUCUACACUAGGUCGGUGGAUUCACUUCUGUGGUGUUGACGUGGAGGUGGAGGUCAUCUCACUUAUAAGUCGACCCUCUGCUGCUCUCCGAAGCUCAUCUGACGUGCAUCAAACCCGACAAGUUCACCAUCAUCAGUAUUACUCCUCUCUUCCUAUUUCCUAGGUCUCAUUUUCUUUUCGGGGUCUCGGUUUCCUUAUCACCAUCUGUGUCUCCUUGAUCAAAAUCGUUUGAUACGAGCCAUCUUCCUUUUGAUACAUCGAGUUUCUGCCUGUUACCUAGGUAUCGAAUACCAUCAUCUACUUCUCGUCUAAUAGGUAAUCACCUAAUCAACCCGACACUCGACGGUUCGGCUCGGUCUCAUUUCAUUGCAUCAUUUUUAUCUCUUGAUUUCUUUUCUACUUCCCAUCAGUAAGGAAGAAGAGAUUGCCAGUCGACAAAAGCUUUAUACAUCAUGCCUGAUCUGUCCCGAACAUCGGCUCAUCACCACCACCAAUAUCAACAUAUUCCAGUUUCUCUCAGCCAGUCCGCCUCAACCAUGUCAUACUAUCAGCAACCUCGCCAGGUCUCCUACUAUGGGGAUCUCUCCACAACAGCGGCUGCUCCUCAGAUGGCCAUGCCUUCAUACGACGCUUAUGCCGUGGGCGCAGUAUCUUCGAUGCAGAUUCCCACUGCCACCAUGGGAGGACCCGUGGGCGGCGGACCUCUACCGGCACAGCAUCGCGCCUCUUCGGGUGCGUGGAACCAGGACGAUGACAGGGCACUGCUCGCCCUCCGCGCCAUGGGCAAGAAUUGGAACCAGAUUCAGCGCGAGGCCUUCCCAAAUAAGACGGGCAAUGCCUGCCGAAAGCGUCACGAGCGGUUGAUGGAGCGCCGGGGCCAAACCGAUUUCGACAGUCUCAAGCUUGAGCGCCUCAGCAAGGAGUACAUGAGCAUGCGUAAGGAGAUUUGGAAGCCCUUGGCCGAUCGCUGUGGCGAGAAGUGGCACGUUGUUGAGGCACAGUGCAUGUCCAACGGUCUCAAGAACAUCCAGUCCCACGCCCGUUCAUACAGCCGCAAAGAACGUUUGGCAAACGGCCAAUCCUCAUCAGGAUAUGACGAUGAUAGCGGCAUCUCGGGAAUCGGUCUGACACCCAUUGAUGACGACGAUGUGGAUGACUACAGCAGCCCCGAGCCCUCCUCUGGCUCCAUCCACGGCGGCGGCGCACACUCUAGUACUUCCGGCGGCAGCAGCACCGGCAGCGGAGGCACCCCGUCUCACCACCAGGCAUUCGCUCAUCAGAGCAACUACCAGACUUAUGGCUACCAACCCCAUCACGGCUACAGCAACAGCGUGUCAAGCACGGGCACUACUGGCGGAUAUGCCCACCACCAUGGCGGCUCGAGCCAGGGGACGAGUCCUUAUAUGGGUCACGGUAAUCGUCUUCCUAGUGUGGGCGAUAUGGGAAUCAACAAUAUCAUCAAUCGUGGCUCGGGACGAGAUGCCAAUUGAGGGUUGUCACUUCUGUCCUCAUCCUUCGUCUCUUUUUUCAUUAUCUUAACCUGUCUUUCUACAUCCAUUAGUAUCCUCAGGUUAUCCUAUCUUCUCUUGUGUUUUUUUUUCCGUCUUGUCUUGAUUCGGUUUGGAAAGGGGGAGCAUUGACGGACGGUUCUAACUGGGCUUACUACUACACUCACUAUACCCAGUUGUGCAGCACAAGAUGGCGUUCUAUGGGGUACACUUGUUUUAUCGUUUUUUUUUUGUUUUUUUUUUCUCUGUUUAUUUCCUGUUCGGGCUCAGGGUUGUUUUCGAGGCGUUUACUUGUGUCACUUACUGCCUUGCGAACGGCGUUCAAGGCUGUUUGUUGUUGUCGUUGGGAUAUGCAAAGUCCUGAAGUGAGGCUUCUCAAUCUCUGUCACUAAUGCAUCUACACAUGGAUCUCUGUUCGUUUGCUUAUCAUGGUCAAGAGGUGUCUCGUACUAUAUCUCUAUUUAUCUUUAUCUCGUGCAUGGGUCUUUUCAUCAUCGAGGCUUGCUUUAUCUUCGCAUAUGGCUUC
Messenger RNA from Neurospora crassa OR74A, 2040 nucleotides. RefSeq lists its product as hypothetical. Bases 459 to 1496 code for a protein of 345 amino acids. The record is from RefSeq and is a predicted model, not a curated record. Lineage: Eukaryota; Fungi; Ascomycota; Sordariomycetes; Sordariales; Sordariaceae. The transcript has 2 exons.